AUGCUGACUGACGUUACUGGCCAUUAUUCUUUUCAAGGUAUGAAGGAAGUAAUUUCAGGGGCAAUUUUAUUUAAUCUCUUCAGUUACAGCAAUAUUUUUAAUCUAGAGUGCCGCAUGAAGCGCUUACAUGACAACAUGCCAGAUGCCGACAGUGUUGUUAGCACUGUCUGCAGACUAUCCUAUUUUUCGUCACUUAACAUA
Molecule: messenger RNA, 201 nt
Organism: Heterobilharzia americana
Lineage: Eukaryota; Metazoa; Platyhelminthes; Trematoda; Strigeidida; Schistosomatidae
Source: the annotation of a GenBank genome assembly